UUGUCAACUGACGAUACGUCCGUUGACAUAACAUAAAGUCGGUAAACAGCGUAAUUACUUGUUUUGGUUUAUCAUGCGUCAUUAGCAUUCAUCAAAAUAAUAUUAAAUUAGAAUAUUUUGACAUACCUUAUUGAAGAGCGUAAAUUUAGAAAUUUAGUAGUUUAGACACUAAGAACGAAGAAGACUACCAAAAAUGAAUUAGACCCCCUCGUUACCCCCUAGCGUCACUUUACCACCCCCAUACACCUCUUUAUGGGGGUUGAAGUGUCAAUUUUCGUACGAAGCGUUCUAACGUUGAAGCGAAACAGCUGGUUUCCUUAGUAGUCUUGAAUUUUGCAAUAGGUUUCAAAAUCAAAGUGCAGCGAAUUCCGAUAACAGAGUGAUAUGAACGAGUGAGUGAGUGUUUUUUUAGCCGUACUGUCACUUUAAAUAGAUCGAACCACCACUAUUUCCACCUCCGAAAGCAGUCUUCGACCCCACCACCAGAGGUCCUUGACGUCUGAAGAAACUGUAUGUGUCGGCAUCGCACCAGCGUGAAUAAAAUUACCAUUUAUCAUCUAGAAAACAUACAGUCGGCCAGAAUGGGAAAAUGUGACUGGAAAAAGUGGAGAAGGAGAUAAAGGAAACUUAGGCAGGUGUAAGAAGUUCUCGGGCCAUCGAAACUUCGGAUCAGACUACAAGGGGAGAUUUAUUAAAACGUAUUAGAGUUUUAGUUCUCGAGUUGCCAGACGCCCUCGAGUUGAGAAUCGGUAUAGUCGAAAGGAAUAGCGUCUUAGUGGGUCCCAAUAAGUACUUUCUGCCGGGGAUAUACAAAAAAUGCUACUCGGAUAUAUACAGUUUCAAGGCCAGACCCGAUGACAUCUUAUUGAUUGGAUUUCCCAGAUCUGGCACUACUAUGCACUGCGAAAUGGUGUGGCAGAUUGAGAAUGAUCUGGACUUUAAAACCGUCGAAAACGUCAUACUUAUCCACAGGUUUCCGAUAAUAGACCUGUGCCUCUCCAUGGGUGACCUUAGCCUCAUGGGCGUUGUAGCAGAUACCCUCACGCUACCAAAUGACAUUAGAGACAUAGCAACUCGAUAUAGCACCCUGACAAUUGACAAUCUAGCCAAAAGCGAAGGAAGGCGUUUCAUUAGGUCCCACCUACCUAUCAGUCUAUUGUCUCCUAGUUUCUUCCAAUCGGGAUGUAAGGUGAUAUACUGCGCCAGGAACCCCAAGGAUUUAGUUGUGUCGUACUAUCACAUUUUACAGUUCUUCAAGCCCAAAGAAUCGGAAUCAGUCUCUUUCAAAGCGUUCUGGAAUGCCUUCAGGAGCAACUGGACUAUAUACUCCCCUUAUUUUGAACAUUUGAAAGAGGCUUGGAAGAAGAGGAAUGAGAAGAACUUCAUGUUCUUGUUUUAUGAAGACACAAUGAAGGACCUAAAGCAAGGAAUAGUGAAUAUGGCGGAGUUCUUGGGAAAAGAACUGACAAAUGAUCAACAAGAAAGACUGGUUGAUUACUUGAAUAUAGACAGGUUUAAGAAAAACAAGUCCGUCAACUGCCAACACUUGUGCGACUUAGGUGUUGCCAGCACUAAAAACGAAUUUAUUAGGGAAGGUGGAUCCGGAGGAUGGAGGAAAUAUUUCUUUGGGGAUUUAGAAGUGGAAGUUGAGGAGUGGAUAAGCGAAAAUCUGAAGAAUACAGAUCUUGUGUUUCCCAAAGAUUGAAAAAUGUUUUAUUAAAAAAAUACAUGAUUUGAUUAAUACCUACCUAGCUAAAGGACUCGGAGGGGGAUAUAUUAUGGUGACAUUGCCUAUGACCUUGAAAGUAAUUUUCAAGGUCAACUUUGUUUUUUUUUAAAAAGGGACCCCUAUUUAAUGAUCUCGGAUUCGGAAAGGGCGGGAAAUUCUACGUUCAGAUGAUGUAUCAUAUGUGGGGUCGAGACCCAAGGUCAUGUAAAGGUCAAUUUUAUUUUUCCUCAAUCUUUGCACCCAAAUGUCCCACCAAAGGUAAGUUUAGUAAAAAUAUUUUUCUAAUAAAAGUUGCUCGAUUCCGAGGAGGUUGUAUGAUGCCCUUGGGCGUGAUUUUCAAUGUCAUUUCAAGGUUAACUUUAGGUUUUAACGGGAAACACUUAGUUUUGACCUUGGAUUCGAGUAAAGCGGAAAAUUCUACAUUUAAUAACACUUAUUAUGGUAAUACAAAUGUUUGCUAAAUGUACGAAAUUGCAAAUAACAAAUUCAAACAUCGGUUUUAGGAAACUAAAUUUAUAUUACAAUUAAUACAUAUUAAUUACAAAUAAAAUUGAUCUUUACAUGACCUUGGGUGGUCAACCGACCCACAUAUGAUACAUCACCUGAACGUAGAAUUUCCCGCCCUAUCCAAAUCCGGAGUACAGAAAUAGGGGUUCCUAUUUAAAAAAACGAAGAUGACCUUGAAUGACUAUGAAAAUUACCUUCAAGGUCAUAGGCAAUGUCACCUUAAUAUGUCCCCCUCCGAGUCCAGUAGGUAACUAUUGUCUGAAACAUUUUUCGCUAAACUUUACCUGGGCAGCGAUAUCCGGGUGGAGGAAUUAAAAUGGCCUACUCUGUACAUAUAUUUUUUUUUGAGAACACACUGUAUGUGUAUUUUAUUAUGUAAAUAAUUGCAAUAAAAAUA
Messenger RNA from Anoplophora glabripennis (Asian longhorned beetle), 2633 nucleotides. RefSeq names its product sulfotransferase family cytosolic 1B member 1-like. The coding region runs from base 896 to 1705 and encodes 269 amino acids. NCBI's taxonomy places the organism in Eukaryota, Metazoa, Arthropoda, Insecta, Coleoptera, Cerambycidae. The transcript has 8 exons. Gene Ontology annotation, molecular function: sulfotransferase activity. Gene Ontology annotation, biological process: sulfation. The record is from RefSeq and is a predicted model, not a curated record. Gene Ontology annotation, cellular component: cytoplasm.